Messenger RNA from Daucus carota subsp. sativus, 396 nucleotides. Its product is annotated as late seed maturation protein P8B6. The transcript is spliced from 2 exons. Gene Ontology annotation, biological process: response to abscisic acid. Bases 1 to 396 code for a protein of 131 amino acids. The record is from RefSeq and is a predicted model, not a curated record. Lineage: Eukaryota; Viridiplantae; Streptophyta; Magnoliopsida; Apiales; Apiaceae. Gene Ontology annotation, cellular component: cytosol.
AUGGCAACUGUAGAAGAACGAAAGGAACUUGACGCUAGGGCCAAGAGAGGAGAAACGGUUGUUCCGGGAGGCAAAGGGGGGAAAAGUCUUUUAGCUCAAGAAAAACUUGCUGAAGGUCGGAUGAAAGGUGGAAAGACAAGAAGGGAGCAACUAGGAAUAAAUGGCUACAAGAUGAUGGGGAAAAAGGGUGGCCAGACAAGAAAGGAACAACUCGGAACCGAAGGUUUUAGAAAAUUAGGCCGUCUUGGUGGGCUCUCCAACAUUGCAAUGAAAUCUGGAUCAACAUCAGCUUCCACAUCUCCAGACCCCGCACCUGGAUCAACAUCAACUUCUACAUCCCCAGACGCCGUGUCUACACCUGCACUCCCAUUAAACCGUGCUUCUGAUGAAAAUUAG